This is a messenger RNA of Sinocyclocheilus rhinocerous, 574 nucleotides long. Its product is annotated as protein SREK1IP1-like. Gene Ontology annotation, molecular function: zinc ion binding; nucleic acid binding. The transcript has 5 exons. NCBI's taxonomy places the organism in Eukaryota, Metazoa, Chordata, Actinopteri, Cypriniformes, Cyprinidae. The record is from RefSeq and is a predicted model, not a curated record. Bases 98 to 517 code for a protein of 139 amino acids.
GAUUACAGGGAUUUCACGUUUUGAAAAGCGGCGGAGCAAAAACAGACGAGUUGUUUUGCUGUUUUAUAAUUUAGAUCAGUAACCGCUCGAGUAUAUCAUGGCUGUCCCAGGCCCAAACAAGGACAACAUCAGAGCAGGCUGCAAACGAUGUGGAUAUCCUGGUCAUUUGACUUUUGAAUGUCAUAAUUUUGUUCGUGUGGAUCCGAGGAAGGACAUUGUUUUAGAUGUGAGCAGCACCAGCAGUGAGGAGAGUGAAGAAGAGGAACAGGUAGCUGUCAGCAAAGAGAAGGUCUUUGACAGCAGCCAUUCAAAAGGUCUUCCUGCUUUGUCUUAUUCAUCAAGUGAUGAUGAUGAUGAGGAGGAAGUAAGCAAGAAGAAGAAAAAGCACAAGAGUCACAAGAAGAAAGGCAAGAAGGAAAAAAGGGAGAAAGAGAAGGAACCCAAGAAAAACCAUAAAAAGAACGAGACUGAGUCCUCUUCAUCUGACAGCUCUACUGGAUCAUCAGACACAGAAUGAAGCUUUGACAGGACCACAGCAUCACAGCAAAGUGAAAAAACAAACUGGAAAAUACCU